AUGCAGACGCCAGCGCACGAUUGGCCAGAUCAGGUAUAUGACAAGCACUCUUGGGAUUGCGAUGACCAACCACAUAUGCUGGUGAAUGAAGCCAGAUUUUUGAGAAAUGUCUACCAAGUAUAUUCCGGAAGUCUGCGCAUCUCAGGAUGCGUGCCCACCCCCAUGACCUACAAGUAA
Molecule: messenger RNA, 177 nt
Organism: Pyricularia oryzae 70-15
Lineage: Eukaryota; Fungi; Ascomycota; Sordariomycetes; Magnaporthales; Pyriculariaceae
Exons: 2
Coding region: 1-177 (58 amino acids)
Source: RefSeq, a predicted model, not a curated record